AUGUCAGCCCCAGCAUCGGAUCCCCCUCCUCCACCUCAAACCCCGGGGAACGGCGACAAUAAGCCAGAGGAAGUCGCUGUAUCCACUUCCAACGGAGAGAAUCAGGAUACCAUCCCAUCAGCAGACGCACCCGCCGCUGCUGAAGACGUUCAGAUGGAAGAAGAAAAGACGAAAGAGGAUGAUUUGGAAGAUAUACCAGAAGGAGUGCUGAGUUCCGAUACUGCUGAUAUCAAGAUGCAAACGCGUAUGAUCGACAAUGAGAUCAAGAUGAUGAGGCAGGAGUCGUUGAGACUGGGACAUGAGAGGGAGCAGAUGACUGAUAAGAUUGGUGAUAACAUGACAAAGAUCAAGCAAAACAAGGUGUUGCCUUAUCUGGUAUCGAAAGUGGUUGAGAUUUUAGACGUUGAUGCUGAAGAACAAGAGGGAGCCGCUCAUAACGAGCAAAAUGCCAAGAAAUCCAAAUGCGCUGUGAUCAAGACGUCAACCAGACAAACCGUUUUCUUACCCAUCAUUGGUCUUGUUCCUUACGAAGAAUUACGUCCAAGUGACCUGAUCGGUGUCAACAAGGACUCAUAUCUAAUCCUCGACAAAUUACCUGCUGAAUAUGAUGCACGAGUCAAGGCGAUGGAAGUUGAUGAGAGACCAACGGAGACUUACACAGAUAUUGGUGGUUUAGACAAACAGGUUGAGGAGUUGAUUGAAGCUAUUGUGUUGCCUAUGCAACAGGCCGAUAAAUUCAAGACCCUCGGUAUCACCCCACCCAAAGGUUGUCUGAUGUAUGGACCUCCUGGUACCGGUAAAACCCUUCUUGCUCGAGCCUGUGCUGCUCAAACAAACGCAUGUUACCUAAAACUUGCUGGUCCCGCUCUUGUACAGAUGUAUAUCGGUGAUGGUGCCAAAUUAGUCAGAGACGCCUUCGAAUUAGCCAAAGAGAAAGCUCCUGCUAUCAUUUUUAUCGAUGAGUUGGAUGCUAUCGGUACAAAGCGAUUUGACAGUGAUAAGUCGGGCGAUCGAGAAGUACAGAGGACGAUGUUGGAGCUGUUGAAUCAGCUGGAUGGUUUCUCGAGUGACAGUCGGAUCAAGGUCAUUGCUGCCACAAAUCGAAUUGAUAUCCUCGAUCCUGCUCUUCUCCGAUCAGGUCGAUUAGAUCGAAAGAUUGAGUUCCCCUUACCUAACGAAUCAGCCAGAGAACGUAUCUUGCAGAUCCACUCCAGAAAGCUCAACCAUCACGGUGUCAACUUCGAGGAGCUGGCAAGAUCAACAGAAGAUAUGAAUGGUGCUCAGCUCAAGGCGGUAUGUGUAGAAGCGGGAAUGUUGGCGUUACGUCAAAAUGCUACCCAGUUGUCUCACGAACACUUUCAUGGAGGUAUCCUCGAAGUACAAGCUCGUAAAGCCAAGGAGCACCACUACUUCGCAUAA
Molecule: messenger RNA, 1419 nt
Organism: Kwoniella mangroviensis CBS 8507
Lineage: Eukaryota; Fungi; Basidiomycota; Tremellomycetes; Tremellales; Cryptococcaceae
Product: 26S protease regulatory subunit 6A-B
Exons: 11
Coding region: 1-1419 (472 amino acids)
Biological process (GO): proteasome-mediated ubiquitin-dependent protein catabolic process
Cellular component (GO): proteasome regulatory particle, base subcomplex
Molecular function (GO): ATP hydrolysis activity; ATP binding; proteasome-activating activity
Source: RefSeq, a predicted model, not a curated record